AUGGAUUAUGUUGGCGGUGGUCAGAGGGGCCAAGGAAACGCAUACGGUCCCAUAUUUAAUUCAGGGUGGAGGAAUCACCCCAAUUUUUCAUGGAAUUCUGGGCCACAGCAACAAAGACCACCACAACCUCUGGGACCUCAGUUUCAACCUCAGCAAGAUCAAGGGAAGAAAUUUACCACUGAAGACAUGCUGGCAAAGUUUAUGAUCAACACUGAGUGGUCAAUUCAACGAGAUAAGCACAGUGUUAAGGAACCUCCAAGCAUCGGUCCAAUCGCUCAAAAAUCAAGUUGGACAACUAGCCAGGAGCAGAAUCCAAGGGAGCACCUCAAGGCCGUCACUCUUAGGAGUGGGAGACCGUUGGAGGCAAGAGCCGAGGAUUUCUCAAGUGCCAAGAAGGAUGGGGUGACCAUUUUGGAAGACCCCAACGUGGCUGAGCCAGUAAGAGGGGAGAAUAAUGACAAGCAAGGUGAGGAACCCGCUAAACCAUCAACAUCGAGGGUUCCCGAGUACAAACCCCCUGUCCCUUACCCAGCUAGGUUGAAACAAGAAAAGGAGGACGCUCAGUACAAAAAGUUCCUCAACAUGUUCAAGCAGUUGCAUAUAAAUAUUCCACUCGUUGAGGCAUUGGCCGGAAUGCCUAAGUACGCCAAGUUCAUGAAAGACCUUCUUACCAAUAAGAGGAAGCUUGAAAAGCUUGAGACAGUGGCACUCCCUAGGAAUUGUUCCGCAAUGAUUCAGACGAAGCUUCCAAAGAAGUUGACUGACCCUGGGAGCUUCAUCAUCCCUUGUAUGAUCGGGGAGGGCAUGCAAGAGAAAGCACUGGCCGACUCCGGGGCCAGCAUUAAUGUAAUGCCAUACAAGUUGUUCUUGAAGUUGGGAUUAGAGGAUUUAAGGCCCACGAGAAUGACGGUGCAACUUGCAGAUCGAUCGAUAAGGAAGCCGAGGGGUGUUGUUGAAGAUGUACUUGUGAAGGUGGAUAAACUCAUCAUUCCUGUGAACUUUGUGAUACUUGAUGUGGAUGAUGACGUUGAUGUCCCACUGAUCCUUGGGCGCCCAUUCCUUAAUACUUCUGGCGCUCUCAUCGAUGUAAAAGGAGGGAGAAUGAUUCUCAGAGUGAGAGAGGAGAAAGUCGUUUUUACACUUCGUGAAGCAAUGAGGAAAACCUUGGAUCAUGAUGACCCCUUAUAUUUUACCGAUGAAACUGAUAUGGUCAUCUCUGAUUGUAUGCAGGAAGUUUUGGCUAUGAACCCAUUGGAUGAAUAUCUGGAAGAAGUGGGCAACAAGGAGGAUAAGAUGAAGGUCCCUGUUUCUCCUCCAAUGCAGUAUAUAAGCUAUGUGGGAACAGAUCCGCCAUCAAGUCGUAAAAAGAAGAAAAACAUGAAGAAGAUGUGCUGCAAGGUGAACAAAAAGCUAAAGGAGGGACUGACAGUCCGCUUAACGCCACCAAGGGAGGUAGACCAUCUUUACUUUGAGGGGAAAGGCAAGUUUCGAGUAUUUUCAUGCCUCUCAAUGAGUUUUCCAUCAUGGAACAUGUCUCUUGGAAUUGGUGGUAACUCAACUUCUUUUGAUCCACCUUGA
Dioscorea cayenensis subsp. rotundata (Guinea yam) is the source of this 1578-nucleotide messenger RNA. RefSeq lists its product as uncharacterized. NCBI's taxonomy places the organism in Eukaryota, Viridiplantae, Streptophyta, Magnoliopsida, Dioscoreales, Dioscoreaceae. The record is from RefSeq and is a predicted model, not a curated record. Bases 1 to 1578 code for a protein of 525 amino acids. The transcript is spliced from 3 exons.